CUCCACGGUCACUACUGCUACACAUUACUGAUAACUCAACAUCUAUCUAGCCACUACUAGUUUGGGGUCAGGCUAACCGCGGGACUAAGGCAAGGGCAGCUCAUCCGGCCCGGAGUGGCGGCGCUGGCGUUAUCGAUCACCGCCGGCGCUUUCCCUCUCACCGUCGCGGCUUUUUAUUCCUCCUCUCUUUCUCCGCCGCCCGCUGUCUUUGUUCUGCUGCCGCCUGGCUAGCAUCGUGCAUUCACUCCUUCAUUCAUUUGUGUCUCGUUGUCUUAUCGUACAUAUGCUUACCCCCGUAUUAUAGCUUGUUUUGUUCUGUGUAAAUCUUUCACGCGUCGCUGCCAAUACUGGUUUGUAUCUUACGCCGCCCGCCCUUUCAUAGUGCGGCUCAAUUAUCGCGCCCCCAUGGGAUUUUUUGACCACCUCCAGAAAGGAGGCACCUUCUCUCUACAACCCAAGAAACCUCAGAUCCGCAAGGUUGUUCAAACGCGAGCCGCAGCCCCCUCAAGACCCUCGUCCCAGACCCCAGGUCAUUCCGCAUCCCGAACACCCCCCGCUCAGCUCAAAGCUCGAGAGUCAGCAAGCAGAUCCGUCUCGAGGGAUCGAGAUCCCCCAUCUUCGAAGCGGCGACUCGGCACACCCGCGCAGAGUCGCAAGCGACAAACUCCGGAAUUACGACUCUCUAGCGACGACGAUGCCAGCGAUACCGAUACUUCCUUUGAGGUGCGCAAACGGGCUAGGACAGGUGACAGCGCAGAACCAGACCCUGCCAGGCGCGUGCGCUCUAUGAAAGCCUUCUUCGAAGAUGGCAUCCGGAACCUUCCCAUGAUACAUGCAGCAGAAAUUACGUCCAUUGAAAAGGCCGGAAAUUUUAAACCUGCGUUUGGGGCAGCCAAGCCUCUACCGGAACUACUUCUCCAGUACCCCAGCGCUUCGUCCAAGGAAAGGUAUAAUCUUGUGGUUCCUCGUGACAACGACGACUUCAAGCCCAUUGACGACAUCGUAAACGUCAUCGACAUAGUUUCACAAAAUUACAUACCCGAUGAGGAGGCAGAUGUAUUCAACAAUGAAUCGACUGGAAUCAAACGUAGACUACGACGAGCACUUGCCCAUUCCUCUGAAGCGGAUCUCCGGGAAGUCGUGACGGAGUACAACAAUGCGAUCGUACGGCUGAGACGAAAUGGGGGUAUUGCAAAGAAGCUGGAUUCAACGAGUCGUCUAAAUUUGCCUCACGUGGAAAGAAUCUUGACCCAAAUAUACUCGCGCACUGUCUCGCCUCGGGUCGAAUCUCUUCGUCAAUAUGAGAAUGGGACGGACAAUGUGUAUGGCGAACUUCUCCCGCGCUUCAUCAGCACAAUUUUCAAGGAGACCGGGCUGAAGUCUGGCCAAGUCUUCGUUGAUCUGGGCUCUGGUGUCGGUAACGUGGUCCUACAGGCAGCGCUAGAGAUCGGAUGUGAAAGCUGGGGUUGCGAAAUGAUGCAGAAUGCAUGCGAGCUUGCCGAACUUCAACAGACCGAGUUCAAGGCGCGAUGUCGGCUAUGGGGCAUAGCGCCAGGGAAGACGCACCUCGUUCGAGGUGAUUUUCUCAAGGAACAGAGCAUUAUCGAUGUACUGAAGCGCGCCGACGUGAUUUUGAUCAACAAUCAGGCUUUCACCCCUCAGCUGAAUAAUGAGCUGAUCAACCACUUUUUGGAUAUGAAGGAAGGGUGUCAGAUUGUAUCCCUAAAGUCAUUUGUCCCGGCGGGCCACAAAAUACAAUCCCGCAACCUCAAUUCACCCAUCAACCUAUUGAAAGUCAAGCAGAGGAACUAUUGGUCGAACAGCGUCAGUUGGACCGAUGUUGGUGGUACCUACUUUAUCGCGACCAAAGAUAGUUCUCGCCUGAAAGCUUUUGUGGAAAGCAUGCAAUGAAGUUCUGCUGAUUCACCAUACAUUCCCACUGCUGCUUGGUUCACGACCGCAAUGCUUUGCUGCUUUCGGUUUCUUGUAUUGAUAUUCUUUAUUGGCAUUUGUUGGUACAUAUAUCCUCUUUUGGCAAAAUUGUUUUGGUAUACUGACCCUUUGUUUUGCUUUUGGAGAUGCUCUGGGCUUAGGACAUGAUACCAUGUUUCUUAUUCAGGCAUACAUAUCAGCGCGUGCUAGUGGAUCCUAGCACUCUUCACUUUCAGUACAUAACCGUCUGACAUAGCCAGUGCUUACUCACAAAGCUAUGGAUUACAUAAGGUGUGGCAUGGAAUGAGAUAUAGGACUUGGGCACAGUGUGAAUAACAUCUCUUGGGAUCAUAACUUUCUUGUGCAGCCUGUGACAGCACACUAAUACUGGGUACCAGUACAUUCUACAAAUCAAAAU
Molecule: messenger RNA, 2350 nt
Organism: Aspergillus sclerotioniger CBS 115572
Lineage: Eukaryota; Fungi; Ascomycota; Eurotiomycetes; Eurotiales; Aspergillaceae
Gene: dot1
Product: histone methyltransferase DOT1
Exons: 2
Coding region: 406-1911 (501 amino acids)
Biological process (GO): regulation of transcription regulatory region DNA binding; subtelomeric heterochromatin formation; DNA damage checkpoint signaling
Cellular component (GO): nucleus; nucleosome
Molecular function (GO): histone binding; histone H3K79 methyltransferase activity
Source: RefSeq, a predicted model, not a curated record